Messenger RNA from Heterobilharzia americana, 630 nucleotides. The record is from the annotation of a GenBank genome assembly. NCBI's taxonomy places the organism in Eukaryota, Metazoa, Platyhelminthes, Trematoda, Strigeidida, Schistosomatidae.
AUGACUGAUACUUCGAUUACAAUAACAAAUAAAUCGACGACAUUAAGUAAAAUAUCUUCAAUAACCUCAGCUACCGUGUGUGCUAUUAAAUCUGAUAUACAGGAUGAAAAUUAUGGUGAUGAUAAUGACAGUUUGAAUGAUAUUUCAGUCGAAUCAUCUGUGAAUUAUUACUAUCACACAACAUUUGGAUUUGAUGAAUUAGAUGGUAAUAUUGACGAUGGAACAUUAGCCUCAUCAGUGGCAGUUACAAUGACAACACACCAGCAAACAACAACAUCAUUAUCACAGCAACAAGGAGUAACAACUAAUCAAAUCACUAAAGUUAUUACAAGCGAGUCAACAGCCAAUGAUGGUACAAACUUACCUUCUGAUUAUUUAUCUUCAAAUCUAACAGAUCUACAGCAUGGAGAGGAAAAAGAAAUAUACGAAGGCGAUGAACAGUUUAAUUUCAGAAGUGACGAUUGUGAUUAUGCUGGAGAAAUUGUUGCAGCUGCUUUAAAGCUAUGGUCUCAAUGUUAUUUGGCCAAGAAAACUGUUCUUGCGCAACUCGUUCCUGAAGCUCCGCUAAUCAGUGGUUAUCUGUACCGUCACUUACUGAUUGGACUACAAUUCUUGAGGGUCCUUGUUUAA